Molecule: messenger RNA, 4937 nt
Organism: Glossina fuscipes
Lineage: Eukaryota; Metazoa; Arthropoda; Insecta; Diptera; Glossinidae
Product: tetratricopeptide repeat protein 21B-like
Exons: 7
Coding region: 120-4109 (1329 amino acids)
Biological process (GO): protein localization to cilium; intraciliary retrograde transport
Cellular component (GO): intraciliary transport particle A
Molecular function (GO): protein binding
Source: RefSeq, a predicted model, not a curated record
UUUGGAUCUACUGCAUCUUGUGGAAUCUACUAAAUGAAAUGGCACAUGAGACAUAUUGAGACACCAAGCAAGGCAGACACAAUUGUGAAUAAUAUCGCUUGGUUAACAUAGUAUGCGUUAUGGAUAUUCAAGACAUUGAAAGCGUCAUUUUGUAUUAUGGACGAUCCGAGUUUUUUUAUACCAUGCAAAAGGCGGCGUUAGAUGGAUUAUCAAAAUUCCCUCACCAUUCCGCGUUCAGACUUUUCAACGGCAUUGCAUUAGUGCUGAGCAAUCACUUGCAGGAAGGCAUUCGAGAAUUGAAUCCACUUAAAAAUGAUCCCGAACUUGGAAUUUGUUCGAUAAUAGCUUUACUGUACGCGCAUAAAAGAUGUCACGUAAUCGAUCGAGAGUCUGUAACAUCUUUUGAACAACGUCUAAAAGAAGAGCACAUAUUUGAAAGUGCUAACGCUUCCUACAAUGCGGCUGUUUUUUUAUUCUUCAUCAAGAAAUUUGAAAAAUCUCGAGAAUAUGUUGAAAAAUCGCUAAAGCUUGACGCGCACCACAUAUCUAGCGUCAUAUUAAAAAUUUGGAUUGACUUAAGCACAAGCCAAAAGGCUUUAAAUGGGAAUGUGGGCAAUAUGCUUGAAGAUGUGCUGGCUGAGAAUAAAAAUAUAGAUGCGGCCCUUGCUCUGGCGAGACAUUACCAGUUGUCCGGUCAGUUCGAGAAUGCGAUUAAUUCAUUAAACAAGCUAUCCGUGUGGUAUCCCGACAUAAAUAUACCUUUAGUAGUAAAAGCAGAGAUACAAUUGUCUGCAUCUUAUUGGGAUCAAACUUACGAGACAUCGUUACGCGUCAUUAAUUUAGAGCCCACAAAUAUAUCAGCUUUACGCGUAACAGCAGUUUUAUUAGUAGUUCGCGAGGGAAACAUCAAAGGCGGGAUUUCAACACUGCAACAACUACUUGUGGCCACUGAGCGCAUCGAGCAAGGCAACUGGACUCUUUUGCUUCGAAUUUGUCAAUUAUUUUCCCGAAUUUGCUCCCGAAACGUUGAUCUACUUACCUUGACGGCACGUUUUAUCGAAAAGCAGACGCAACUGAACACAAGCUCUGUCGAACUGAUAACCGAGUUAGGGUAUCAGCAAAUAUUAUUAGGAAAUAUUAAAAUGGCAGUUGGAUAUUUCCGAACAGCGACGGCAAUUGACAAUACUAGCUUUCAUGCACUCUGUGGCUUGACAUUGUGUCAACUUUUUGAACAAGGUGUGACGGAGCAAACACGACAGCAAGUUGAAUUUUUAAGUGACUUGCGUCCGAGUAAAGAUAAACCUCUGCUGUUAUUACUACAAGCAAAAUUAGCGCCCAAUAAUGACAUUGCCGUUACAUUGCUCGCUGAAGCGACAAAAUUGAAAUUAGUUGGAUUGGAAGGUCACUUAUUUGGCCUAGAGUAUCUUCAUAAAUUGGAUCCUGAGUUUCUUCUUCAGAUAGUUACCGAAUUUUUGAGAAACUCUCCAGUGCAAGUGCGCCUUAAACAGGGUUUACAUGUGGUACAAGAAUCUUCGCACGUAUCCCUUAAACAUUGCAUAGCUAUUUUGGACAAGAUUCUUCACUGGUGUCCUUCCCAUGUUCAAGCUCUUUUCAAGAGAUCAAAAGUGCAUUUUCUCUGCGGUGAAUUGCAAAUGGCGUCAUCGAGACUACAACAUAUUUUAAACAAUAUCGACGCAACGUAUACGAGCGCUUAUCUUUUACUGGCCCAAGUUCAAAUGCAACAACAACAGUAUUCUAAAGCUAUGCAGUCCUUGGAGCUAUCGCUCUCAUAUAACUUCUUAAUGCGAGAAAAUCCUCUCUAUAAUUUACUUUUAGGAAUUGCCUAUCGUCAACAACAACAAUACAAAGAUGCGCAGAAAAGUUUUAAUGCGGCUUUGCAUUUAUUGCAUGAGGACCCAGUCCAAGAUUCUAAAAAUUCUUCUAUUAAGCGUACUGAAGUACUAAAUGGUUUCUCUACAUCCGACGAGGUGACACUUUAUUUAGAGCUGAUAGGAACCCUCAGAGACAUGGGCGGUAUACAGGAAAUGUUUGAAAGCGAACGAUUGUUAGAGUGCGCCUUAGAGAAGUUUAAAGACACUUCCGAAGAAGGUCGCUUAAAAAUAGCUCAAGCAGAACUUGUGCUCCAGAAUUCCAAUGUCAACAAGGCGAUCGAGCUCUUGGCUGCCAUUAAACCUGGAGAAUCGUAUUAUGUGCAGGCGAAGACCCACUUAGCUAGCAUAUAUUUACUACAUCGAAAAGAUCGGGUUGCAUUUGCGACAUGUUUUACAGAAAUAGUUGAGACGUCUCCUGAAUCUGAAAGUUACGUUAUGCUCGGCGAAGCGUAUAUGUCUAUCCAAGAGCCAGAUUUGGCAAUCGAGGCUUAUCAAAAAGCCUUUAAUCUCCGUCCACAUGAUACUCAUCUAGCUGGCAAGCUUGGACGGGCUUAUGUAAAAAGUCAUCAAUAUAAUAAAGCAAUCGCUUUCUAUCAACAAGCGCUUUGCACUGAAAACCAUACAGGGCUGAAGCUCAAUUUAGCUGAACUCUAUUUAAAAUUAAAACAAUUUAAAAAUGCACAGAUGACGUUAGAGGAAAACGAAGAUGCUUCUCAUGCUGACUUCCUGGAUAUUGAUGGACUGCAGCUUAGGACUAAACAACUGCUAUUAUUAGCUCGCGUUCAUGAGAAGUCGGGCAAUACAUCAUUAUCCCUCCAAACUUUAAAGGCAGCUCGUGACAACCAAGAUAUAGUUCAAAAGCGCAUUUCCGUUGGCCAAUCAGGCAAUUUAUACGAUCAGUACAAGACGCUGUCCAAAAUAUGCUUACUAAUGGCACAAUACUGGAGUCAUCUUAAAAAUAAUGCAGAGGCCUUAGCUUGCCUUGAAGAAUGCUUGAAGUACACACCAAACGACAUUGAGAUUUUAACUUCUUUGGCUCGGCUUUACAUACAAAUGGAUUUUAUGGACUCAUGCCGAGAAAUUUGCUUACGAAUAUUGCAAAUUGAUAACAGCAACGAAGCGGCAUCGGUCAUUAUGGCAGAUUUAUCAUUUAGAAAGAUGGAUUUGGAAAAUGCCACCUAUCAUUUUUCGCAAUUGCUAUUGUUGCAGCCUUGCUAUUGGACCGCAUUGGCUCGUCUUGUUGAGGUAAUGCGACGUUCCGGGACCUUACUUGACGUUGUUCCCUUUCUGAAGCGUUCCAAAGAAGCCACUGUUGCACCCGACCAAAUGCCGGGACUUCAGUAUUGUAACGGACUUUAUGAAUGGUAUACUGGAAAUCCAAAUGGAGCAUUACGUCAUUUUAACGCUGCACGCAAGGAUUCUGAAUGGGGACAACAAGCUAUAUUUAAUAUGAUUGAAAUUUGCAUUAAUCCAGAUGGGGAUAUUCCAAAAAGCAAUGAUUUGUUAGAAGGAAACGAUAACAUGGACUCUAAUAACUCACGCGUAAUAGCAUUGAAAACUGCGGACCGGUUGCUAAAGGAAUUGCACCCACGUUCGAUUGGUUUGGAUAACGAAGCUUUAAAUCAUCAGCUAAUGCGUAAUUUUCUCAGAUUAGCUUCGAAAGAAAAAUAUCAAGUAGAGCAAGCUUUACAGGAUUUUAUUGAGCUAUCUGCACGUGAAGAGAAUCAAGAUGCUGUUGGCCCUAUAUUGGGAAUGUCAACGGCACUGGUAAUGUUGAAGCAAGCCCAUCGUGCUAAAAACAAUUUAAAGCGCUUGGCAAAGGUAGCGUGGAAAUUUGAAGAGGCAGAAUAUUUGGAACGUAGUUGGCUUCUAUUAGCGGAUAUAUAUAUUAACAGCAACAAAUGGGAUAUGUCUGAGGGUCUGAUUGCCAGAAUCUUGGAAUAUAAUAAAUCCAGCGCGAAAGCUUAUGAACUGUCUGGAUAUAUUGCUGAAAAGUCGCAACAAUACAGAGAUGCAGCUAAACGUUAUGAGAAUGCGUGGAAUUAUUGUGGUCGUUCAAAACCUCAUAUUGGAUAUAAAUUGGCCUAUAAUCAUAUGAAGACAAGAUGUUUCGCCAAUGCAAUUGAAAUAUGCCAGCAAGUCUUAAAACUACAUCCCGAUUAUACCAUAAUUCGAAAAGAUAUACUUGAUAAAUGCCGCAACAAUUUGCGAUCAUAAUCCUUCUCGAAUUAUCUUGCACUGACAUUGUGCGUUUACCUUACGUAAUAUGCAUCAUUUGCACUUGCAUACAGGCAAAAAAAAAAGAUUGAGAGGAUGGUUCCGAACUAUUUAAGGCAUUCGAGGCAAAAUUAAAAAUUAUAUCAUAGAACGAGCUUUACCCAAGUGUUUCAUACGGAAAAUGGAAGACAAAUUUCAAAGAUUAUUAGUACUACUAUGUGUGAAUGUUCUAUUUAAAACAUCUUACGAAAAUCGGCGCAAAUGUUUUCGCCGAGCGGACUUGUUUUAAUCGAAUCCUUUAUUUGUAUCAAUUAUUUACAUAAGUGUGCACUAAACAGCGAAAGAAUAUCAUUAUGCAAUGCGUAAACGAAUAAAUCGUUAUUUUCUUUAAACAUGCCAUAGUGCAAUAUUGGCAGCAUUGGUUCGGUUUACUUUCUCUUCAGUUCGUGGAAAACUUGUAAUAACUUAAGAAACUAUGUGAAUUUUCCGACCAAAAGAAAAUCUGUGAAACCGAACAUAGGUAAGCUAAGAUUUGGUUGCUCUUCUUCUAACUAAACCUAUAAACUUGCAUCUGCCGAAUUGUGCUUAUUUAAGUUACAAAAAGCGUAGAAUUUCAAAGAUUAAUGAAAGUGCAUAACUGUUUUUAUUAAAAGGAAAGUUCUAAGACGGUUCUCACAUACAUACAAAUAUAUACACAUCUAUUCGUGUUCGACAUUUGAAGACGCUGACUAUUGGAAUGCAGUUAGGUUCUUUAAGUUAAUAGAUACGUAAAUAGCAAGAGCAUUACAGGUUUCAUCGCGAGCAAUUCAACACAGAAUAAAAGCUUAU